UCGUCCAUCAUCAAGAACUUGUUUCUCCAGCUAGUAGUUCAGUUCUUUUGAUCUUUUUUUCUUUCUAAGGAGACAAAGAUGGGUGAUAUUGAGGGAUCCCCAGGUAGCUCCAUGCAUGGAGUCACCGGAAAAGAGCAAACUUUUGCCUUGUCUGUGGCUUCACCGAUUGUCCCGACAGAUACAACAGCGAAAUUUGACUUACCAGUUGAUUCUGAACACAAAGCCAAAGUGUUUAAGCUUUUCUCUUUCGCUAACCCUCAUAUGAGAACCUUUCAUCUUUCUUGGAUUUCCUUCUUCACUUGCUUUGUCUCUACUUUCGCUGCAGCUCCUCUUGUUCCUAUCAUUCGUGAUAAUCUCAAUCUUACCAAAGUUGAUAUUGGUAAUGCUGGUGUUGCUUCUGUUUCUGGAAGCAUCUUCUCUAGGCUUGCUAUGGGUGCGAUUUGCGACUUGUUAGGUCCAAGAUAUGGAUGUGCGUUUCUCAUAAUGUUAACUGCUCCAACUGUGUUUUGUAUGUCUUUUGUGUCCUCAGCUGGAGGCUACAUAGCCGUCAGAUUCAUGAUUGGAUUCUCUCUUGCAACCUUUGUGUCUUGCCAGUACUGGAUGAGCACUAUGUUUAAUAGCAAGAUCAUAGGGCUUGUCAAUGGAACCGCAGCUGGUUGGGGGAACAUGGGUGGUGGUGCAACUCAGCUGAUAAUGCCUUUGGUCUAUGAUGUGAUUCAGCGAGCUGGUGCAACUCCAUUUACUGCUUGGAGGAUAGCAUUUUUUGUUCCUGGAUGUCUUCAUGUGAUCAUGGGAAUCUUGGUCUUGACUCUAGGCCAAGAUCUGCCUGAUGGGAAUCUCGGUGCCCUGCAGAAGAAGGGUGAUGUCGCCAGGGAUAAGUUCUCCAAGGUUUUUUGGUAUGCCAUCACAAAUUACAGGACUUGGAUCUUUGUCCUUCUGUAUGGAUACUCCAUGGGCGUUGAACUCUCCACUGACAACGUCGUCGCCGAGUACUUCUACGAUAGGUUCAAUCUUAAGCUUCACACGGCUGGCAUAAUUGCUGCUACAUUUGGUAUGGCGAACAUUGUUGCUCGCCCCUUUGGUGGGUUUGCUUCCGAUCGAGCUGCAAGAUAUUUUGGCAUGAGGGGCAGAUUAUGGGUUCUCUGGAUUCUCCAAACCCUAGGAGGAGCCUUCUGCAUCUGGCUUGGCCGAGCCAAUUCUCUUCCAAUUGCUGUGUUGGCCAUGAUUCUCUUCUCUGUUGGAGCUCAGGCUGCUUGUGGAGCUACUUUUGGUAUAAUCCCUUUCAUUUCUCGACGAUCUUUGGGUAUUAUUUCCGGCAUGACUGGUGCCGGUGGUAACUUUGGUUCUGGUUUGACUCAAUUGAUCUUCUUCACAAGUUCAAAAUUCUCUACAGCAACUGGUCUUUCUUUAAUGGGUGUCAUGAUUGUUUGCUGCACUCUUCCUGUUACAUUAGUUUACUUCCCACAGUGGGGUGGAAUGUUCUUUCCACCGUCGAGAGACGUCGUGAAAUCCACCGAAGAAUUCUAUUAUGGAUCAGAAUGGGACGACGAUGAGAAGCAAAAGGGCUUACACCAACAAAGCCUCAAGUUCGCCGAGAACAGCCGGUCGGAGCGUGGGAAGCGAGUUGCCUCAGCUCCAACACCACCAAAUUCCACCCCCAACCAUGUCUAAUCAAGAUUGAUGAUUGUUUAAUUAAUUUUUGCUUGUGUGCUUCAUCUUGUUUUACUCUAAACUCAGAUGUUUAAAAAAUUUCCUUAUAUAUAUCAUAUCUGGAAUAUUCAAAGGAUUCUUGUAAGAGAAUAGUUGAUUAAUGGAAUCCAUCUGGAGAAUCAUAGAUUCAGAUCUCAAGGAAUAUUCAAAGAUUCUAGCUAGACUAGAAUCAUCUAGCCAGGUACAUUGGCAUUCUGUAACUGGAUGGAAUUGGAGAAAUGAAUUUAAUAAUGAUUUAGAUUCUCAA
Messenger RNA from Manihot esculenta (cassava), 1957 nucleotides. Its product is annotated as high-affinity nitrate transporter 2.1. The transcript is spliced from 2 exons. Gene Ontology annotation, cellular component: plant-type vacuole membrane; plasma membrane. Gene Ontology annotation, molecular function: nitrate transmembrane transporter activity. Gene Ontology annotation, biological process: cellular response to nitrate; nitrate transmembrane transport. Bases 79 to 1671 code for a protein of 530 amino acids. The record is from RefSeq and is a predicted model, not a curated record. NCBI's taxonomy places the organism in Eukaryota, Viridiplantae, Streptophyta, Magnoliopsida, Malpighiales, Euphorbiaceae.